This is a messenger RNA of Helianthus annuus (common sunflower), 1455 nucleotides long. RefSeq names its product protein HGH1 homolog. Bases 108 to 1118 code for a protein of 336 amino acids. The record is from RefSeq and is a predicted model, not a curated record. Lineage: Eukaryota; Viridiplantae; Streptophyta; Magnoliopsida; Asterales; Asteraceae. The transcript has 9 exons.
CAGCCAUAGGGGAAGAAAUAUCAACAGAAAACUGGCCGCCGUUAAACCCUCACAAUCCAACUGGAGUUUUCUCAUUGAAUCGCUGUAGGAGAAAAGCAAAAGCAAAGAUGGCGAAUGAAAUGGAAGAACUCAUUAACUUCCUAUCAUCUCCUUCUCCACAAGUGAAGAAGGCAGCUGUUGAUAUUGUUCGUGGAUUAACCGGUUCAGAGGAUGGCUUACAAUCCCUUGCUACUUACUCCAAAACCGUCCUUCCGUCGUUGUCGCGACUGUUAGCUGAAAAUAAGGAGGUAUCUGAACCAGCAGCAGAAGCUCUUGUAAACCUGUCACAAAACUCUGUUCUGGCAGCAAAGAUGGUUGAAAUGGGUUUAAUUAAAAUAACGAUGGACGUCUUAUACAAACAAGGAUGUGAAAUCGUCGGACCAUUGGUCAUGCUUCUUGUAAAUCUAACACAACUUGAUGCUGGUGUUGAAUCAUUGCUUCAGGUGGGAGACGAGAAGGUGCAGGGUUUGUAUGUCAUGAAACUUGUGAGAUCGUUUUGUACUUCAUCCAGUGAGAAAGAAGAUGAUCCAUUCGGGCAUGUUGGUUCCAUACUUGUAAAUGUUUCGAAAACCAAAGCGGGGAGAACGCUUCUUUUGGAUCCUAAACGUGGGCUCUUGAAACAAAUUAUCAGGCAGUUUGAUUCUACAAGCCUAUUGCGGAAGCAAGGGGUAUCUGGCACUAUUCGUAACUGCUGUUUUGAGGCUGAUAAUCAGCUACAGAAUUUACUUUUGAUAUCGGAGUUUCUAUGGCCAGCUCUACUUCUACCAGUUGCUGGAAACAAGGUGUAUAAUGAACAAGAUACUUCAAAAAUGCCUCUUGAACUAGGAAGUGCACUCUCAAUCGAGCGUGAACCGGUUACUGAUCCCGUAAUCCGUACUCAAGCAUUGGAAGCUAUUUACUUAAUCGUAUUACAGGGGGCGGGUCGAAGGGCAUUUUGGUCAGUAAAUGGACCACGGAUACUUCAACUCGGGUAUGAGGAGGAAGAAGACCCAAAAGUAAUGCGUGCUUAUGAGCAAAUUGGCUCUUUGCUGGUUGAAGGGAAUGACACCGAGGAAGGAUCCACACAGACAUCUUCAUAGUACGGCUUCUAAAUGUUUUUGUGAUUUUCAACAACAUUGGAUGUUAUGCUUGUAUGAGGUUGCGUAAGCCCAAGCGUAUUCAUGAUUCUCAACACCCAUGAAAACCUCUAGCAUUUGCACUUAUAUAUUUUGCUUAAAACAGAUGUAUCGUGUUAAGCCUGGCAAAGCGAGUUGGGUCAGGUGACUGGUCAAAACGGAUUCUAUGCAUGGGUUUGGGUCAAAAGGGUCUUUUUUUUAAGUUUGUGUUGUUACUUUGUAUGCUUAUUCCCCCAAGCAGAGGCCGUAACCACAUAUCUUUUAUGAAUUUAAAGCAUUAAAUUAUAAUGAUGUGUUAUUA